AUGGAAAAGGAAAAUGAAAAACUGUGGACAGAGUUUGUUCUCACAAGUCUCAUAUGCCAACCUCAGUGGAAAAUCCUCCUGUUCCUGGUUUUCUUGGUAAUAUACCUCAUGACCAUCGUGGGGAACCUAGGUCUCAUCACCCUUAUCUGGAAUGACCCUCAACUCCACAUCCCCAUGUACUUAUUCCUAAGUAACUUAGCCCUUGUGGAUACUUGGUUAUCAUCCACAGUGACACCAAAGAUGCUAUUUAAUCUUUUGGACAAGGGCAAGGUGAUUUCUGUCCCUGAAUGCAUGAUACAAUUUUUUUCCGUUGCAAUUUGUGUGACCAUGGAAUGUUUUCUCUUGGCAUCAAUGGCUUAUGAUCGCUUUGCAGCUAUAUGCAAUCCAUUGCUUUAUCCGGUAGUUAUGACCAAUAGAGUAUGCAUUUGCCUGUUAGCAUUAUCGUUUGUAGGUGGCUUUCUUCAUGCUAUAAUCCAUGAAAGCCUUUUAUUCAGAUUAACCUUCUGUAAUUCCAACAUAUUACAUCAUUUUUACUGCGAUAUUAUACCACUGUUAAAAAUUUCUUGUACGGAUCCUUCCUUGAAUUAUCUGAUCAUUUUCAUUUUCUCUGGUUCAAUACAAGUGUUCACCAUUAUGACUGUUUUUAUCUCUUAUACGUUUGUUCUUGUCUCAAUUUUAAAAAAGAAGUCUGACAAGGGCCUAAGGAAAGCUUUCUCCACCUGUGGAGCCCACUUCAUAUCUGUGUUUUUAUACUUUGGGCCUCUUCUCUUCAUGUAUGUCCACCCAGCAUCUUCAGAAGUAGAUGAUCAAGACAUGAUCUUCUCUCUGUUUUACACAGUUAUAAUCCCUGUAUUAAAUCCAAUUAUUUACAGUCUCAGAAAUAAGCAAGUUAUAGAUUCUCUGAAAAAAAUGUUGAAAAUUACAGUUUAG
This is a messenger RNA of Psammomys obesus (fat sand rat), 930 nucleotides long. Its product is annotated as olfactory receptor 183. The transcript has a single exon. The record is from RefSeq and is a predicted model, not a curated record. Gene Ontology annotation, biological process: G protein-coupled receptor signaling pathway; sensory perception of smell. Bases 1 to 930 code for a protein of 309 amino acids. NCBI's taxonomy places the organism in Eukaryota, Metazoa, Chordata, Mammalia, Rodentia, Muridae. Gene Ontology annotation, molecular function: G protein-coupled receptor activity; olfactory receptor activity; odorant binding. Gene Ontology annotation, cellular component: membrane.